UCUUGACUUUUUUUAUUUUUUAAUUGCGUUGCGCUGUCGGUGUGCGAUUGACGAUUGUCAAAAACAUUGUCUUCUUCUCUUUUAUUUAUUUGUAAAGUUUUGUGUGGUUUAGUUUGGUUUCCUUCUUCUUGAGCUUCUUUUCUCGCCUAGAAUUUGGUCCAGUAGAUAAACGGGACUGAGUGAUGUCUGAAUUUGGUAAAUUUGGCCCUUUGGUUGGCGCUAUAGAUGAGGGAACUUCAAGCGCAAGAUUUAUUAUUUUCAAAGCAAAUUCAACGGAAGUCGUUGCAUCUCAUCAAAAAGAACUAGAACAGAUAUUUCCUCAAGAAGGUUGGGUAGAACAAGACCCUUACGCCAUUUUAGAAGUUGUAACAACAUGCAUACAAAAAGCUGUGGAACAACUGGAGACUCUUGGCGGGAAAGCCAAGGACUUAAUAGCGGUGGGUGUCACCAACCAACGAGAAACUACCAUAGUGUGGGACAGAAACACCGGUGUGCCAUUACAUAAUGCCAUUGUUUGGUUGGAUAUGAGGACCAAAUCAACCAUCGAUAAACUUCUCGAUACCGUGCCAAAUAAGACAAGAAAUAAGAGUUAUCUAACACCACUUUGUGGAUUGCCUAUGUCCCCAUAUUUUAGUGCUGUAAAAUUGAGAUGGCUGAGUGAUAAUGUGGAUGCUGUUAAAAAUUCCAUGAAAAAGGGUACAUGCUGUUUUGGAACUGUUGACACUUGGGUAAUUUGGAAUUUGACAGGUGGCCCAAAUGGAGGAAAACAUGUUACAGAUGUCACUAAUGCUUCAAGAACUAUGUUAAUGAACAUAGAAACUUUGGAAUGGGAUCCAUUGUUGUUGAAGUUCUUUGAAGUGCCUAAAUCGGUUUUACCUGAAAUCAAAUCAAGCUCAGAGGUGUAUGGGUACAUACCGGAAGGACCUUUGAAAGAUGUUCCCAUUUCUGGCUGUCUCGGAGACCAACAAGCUGCUUUAGUUGGACAAAUGUGCCUACAGAAGGGUCAAGCCAAAGCAACAUAUGGCACUGGUUGUUUUGUACUUUACAACACGGGAGAAAUCAGAGUAAACUCCAGUAGAGGGUUGUUAACUACUGUUGCAUAUCAAUUGGGAAGUAAAAACCCACCACAUUAUGCCUUGGAAGGAUCUGUAGCCAUUGCCGGAGCUGCAUUAGGUUGGCUGAAAGAUAACCUAGGGCUUUUGGAGAGUGCCAGAGAUUCACAAGCUAUUGCGGAACAGGCUACAGUUAAUGGUAGUGUGGUAUUUGUACCAGCUUUCAGUGGAUUGUAUGCACCUUAUUGGCGUCAGGAUGCGAGAGGUGUGAUUUGCGGAAUUACUGAAGACACUAAUUCUAAUCACAUCAUUAAAGCGGCACUGGAAGCAGUUUGUUAUCAAGUAAAGGAUAUUUUGGAUGCAAUGAAUCGAGACUGUGGUAUUCCUCUUCAGUUUUUAAAGGUAGAUGGAGGCAUGACUUCUAAUGCGCUGGUCAUGCAGAUGCAGGCAGAUUUAGUUGGAAUAAACGUAAUAAGGGCUGGUUUUACUGAAAGCACUGCUUUGGGUGCUGCGCUGGUCGCCUAUUGGGGGGUUAAUAGCGAUACUCAGGGAACGCCCAUCCCAAUGACAAUCGGCAGCAUCUAUAAACCGAGCAUAAAUGAGGACGAGCGUGACAUGAGGUACAAACAAUGGAAAAUGGCUGUGGAUAGGUCUCUUGGUUGGGACCAAAAUUGAAUAUGUGAUAGUAUAAAUGAUAAUGUGUUACAAAGAAAAGUGCCCUGAAUGGAAAUGAAUUUGAUUAUUAUUAUUUCGUAAUAUACAUUAUUUAUCCUUACGAAACAUUAAUUAAUGCAUUUACUUGGUUUAUGUCAGGCACGUCCGCAUUCAACGCACUCAACAUAUGGCACAUUUUGUUAAUUGGUCAAUGUGAAAUUUUGUACUUUAUUAUAAAAAAAGACCACGAAUCUUCUACUACAGAUUUGUGAGUAUAUUCCUCAAAAACUGACCUUUAACGGCUUAUUUAGAUGUUCGACUAACGCGACGUUAAUUUAAAUAUUUCUACGAAGCUGUUCACUGUUGAUGCGAACUGCCAAGAAGUGGAUGAGAAAUCAUCUAUAAUUUUCGCCUUGUAAACAGAGCAUAGUACAAAAUUUUCGAAAUCAUCGUCUAUUUAUUGAUGCCAAGUAAAUAUUUUCAUGCAGGGCCUUUUUUUUACAAAAUUGUGUUAAAAUACUACUCAAGUACUGUAGUACUACAGAAAGCAAGUCUAUUUUUCCGUCAUUUUUUCGUAUUUUUCUUUUUACUACUCACUAAAAACACAAGAUAUGAAUUACCUACAUACGGGUAAAUCUACAGUUAGAAUUUAAACGUCUGUUGAGAAAUUCUGGCCGAAAUUGUUAGUUUUUUACUUUUCACGUUAAUUUUAUUGUCAUGCUAUCCUAUUAUAAGUUAUACCUUAAUAUCUUUAUAAUAUACUAUUAACAUAUACUCACCUACAUAAUUACGUUAAGUUGUUAUCUUUUGUUUUAAUUUGAAAUAUAGUGUUUAUGUUUUAAUGAGGCCAAAAGACCAAAUAAUAUUUUCUUUAUUAUUUAAGACACUUGAAUGGUGAGACCUUUACAGCGUUGAUUUUUCAUAAAAUUCAUUCAUUCCAUACACUUCAUUCCAAUGAUUAACAAUAUUUGAUAAAACAUAUUAGUUACAUAAAUAUAGCGAUGCAAUUUAUAAAGUUUUGUGUCGAAUAAAGCUGUAUGUACUAAAUAAUGGUUAUUCCCAAAGGUCCACGUUUUGUUCUUAUUUCCCGCCGGGUCCAUGAAAUUCAAACAUUUUGAUAGAAAAUGCUUUUUUAUCUUUGAUGUCGUGGACCCGUUGGGAAUUGAAGUAUGAACUAAACAGUAGAACUGUGGAGUCUUUAGGAAUAAGCCCUAAACAAUGGCAAAGUGCGUGUCGUGCCACGCGCAGUGCAGGGUUUCGUAGUUGUCUGUCGCUACCACAAUAUAUUUCAGAAGCAAGCAAUUACUUCAUCUAAAGUCA
Messenger RNA from Ostrinia furnacalis (Asian corn borer), 3026 nucleotides. It is a transcript of the gene Gk1, whose product is annotated as Glycerol kinase 1. NCBI's taxonomy places the organism in Eukaryota, Metazoa, Arthropoda, Insecta, Lepidoptera, Crambidae. Gene Ontology annotation, molecular function: glycerol kinase activity. Gene Ontology annotation, biological process: triglyceride metabolic process; glycerol-3-phosphate biosynthetic process; phosphorylation. Gene Ontology annotation, cellular component: mitochondrion. The transcript is spliced from 8 exons. Bases 183 to 1727 code for a protein of 514 amino acids. The record is from RefSeq and is a predicted model, not a curated record.